Messenger RNA from Chrysoperla carnea, 1979 nucleotides. Its product is annotated as arylsulfatase B-like. Lineage: Eukaryota; Metazoa; Arthropoda; Insecta; Neuroptera; Chrysopidae. The record is from RefSeq and is a predicted model, not a curated record. The transcript has 7 exons. The coding region runs from base 8 to 1942 and encodes 644 amino acids.
GAAUAAGAUGUUGCCAAUAAUACAACAAUGUACACUUGUAAUUACUAUUUUUAUUCAAACAAUAUUAGUCACUGCAGCCAAAGAUGCGAAACCAAAUAUUAUAUUUAUAUUAGCUGACGAUUUGGGAUUUAAUGAUGUCGGAUUUCAUGGUUCGAAUGAAAUUCCAACACCAAAUAUCGAUGCUUUAGCAUAUUCUGGUGUAAUAUUAAAUCGUUACACAAUGCCAUCCUCUGGCGCGGCUUCAAGAAGUGCAUUAAUGACAGGAAAAUAUCCAAUACAUACGGGUAUGCAGCAUGGUAAUUUAUAUGCCAACGAAACACGUGGUCUAUCAUUAAAUGAAAAACUAAUGCCGGAAUAUUUUAAAGAUUUGGGAUACGCAACACGAAUGGUUGGCAAAUGGCAUUUAGGUCAUUAUCGUAAAGAGUAUACACCUACAUUUCGCGGUUUUGAUUCACACCUAGGAUUUUGGACAGAAUACCAAGAUUAUUUCGAUCACACAUCUAUACAGGGAAAGCAAUGGGGUCAUGAUAUGCGACGUAAUAUGGAUAUUGCGUACGAUUUGCACGGACAAUACACAACCGACAUUUUUACGAAAGAGGCAGUAAAAAUAAUACAUAAACAUAAGCAAACUAAACCAUUAUUUUUAUACGUCGCGCAUGCAGCUGUCCAUUCAGGCAAUCCAUAUAAUCCAUUACCGGCAUUAGAUGAAGACGUUGCAUUGUUUGAUUCAAUUGAAAAUAUUUAUCGGCGAAAAUAUGCAGCUAUGGUAAAAAAAUUGGACGAUUCAGUGGGUGAAAUUGUGAAUGCAUUAAAAAAGAAGAAUUUACUAGCUAAGAGUAUUAUAGUAUUUAGUACCGAUAAUGGUGGAUCAAUUUAUAUUGAAGAUGCUAAAAACAAACCGCAUUUUAAUGUCGCAUCAAAUUGGCCAUUGCGUGGAGGAAAGCGUUCAUUAUUUGAAGGUGGUGUGCGCGGUGUUGGAUUCAUAUGGAGUCCAUUCUUAUCAAAAAGGCAAAGAAUUUCAACAAAACCAUUUGAUAUGACCGAUUGGUUACCAACUUUAUACCAUGCAGCUGGUGGGAAUAUAACAGAAUUGAGAAAGGAUAUAGAUGGGAUUGAUUCUUGGAAUACUCUUUCGGAAGAUAAACCCACAAAUCGUACAGAAAUAUUGCACAAUAUUGAUGAUAUUGACGGAACUGCAGCUUUAACUGUUGGUGAUUAUAAAAUCGUUAUGGGACCUGAUGAACCUGAAUCAAUAUCCCAUUGGCAUUCCCCUGCUGAUUCAAAUAAAGAAUAUAAGUUAACGGAUAUUACAAAUUCAACUGUUGGCAAAAUUCUCAGUUCCAUGAAUAUGGCAAGCCUCCCAAAAAAAAUUAUUGAAUUACGAAAUGAUGCCCAGUUGAGACGAAUUUGUCCAAAUAUAACGACAACUGAAAAUAAUAAAUGCCAGUUAAGAAAAGCUCCAUGUUUGUUUAAUAUUAAGAAUGAUCCAUGUGAAUUUGAGAAUUUGGCUAAUAAGAAUCUGGAAAUAUACGUUCAACUAAAAAGACAAUUAGAUGAAUACAAAGGCUCAAUUGUGCCUCCAUCGAAUUUAGACGGAGAUCCUCGUACUAACCCCCAAAAUCAUGGUCAUGUAUGGACUUAUUUCGAUGAUAUUGAAUUUAGAAAUGGUAAUGAAAAUAUACCACUUGGAAAAAGUGCUUCUAGAAAUAAUAAUGUAAUGGGAAAGUCAGCAUUUGGUGAUAAUUUCACGAAAAAGAGUGAUAGAAUGAAAAAAUUGCAUGAUCACGGAUGGUAUAGUGGUGCGAUAACUAAAAAUACAAUACAAGAUAAAAACAGAUUUCCGAAAAACCUUAAAAGACAAAAAAUCACCGCAAUUCCUGAAUUUCCAAAUGAUUUAAGCAAAGACUCUGAUAUACAUCACCACUACUUUGUUUUUGUAUAGCUAACAUAUUUCUUUUGAGUUUUCUUUUCUUUUUGAA